This is a messenger RNA of Neoarius graeffei (lesser salmon catfish), 8437 nucleotides long. Its product is annotated as spectrin beta chain, non-erythrocytic 1-like. The transcript has 35 exons. Gene Ontology annotation, cellular component: plasma membrane; cortical actin cytoskeleton; spectrin. The record is from RefSeq and is a predicted model, not a curated record. The coding region runs from base 230 to 7288 and encodes 2352 amino acids. Lineage: Eukaryota; Metazoa; Chordata; Actinopteri; Siluriformes; Ariidae. Gene Ontology annotation, molecular function: structural constituent of cytoskeleton; actin filament binding; phospholipid binding. Gene Ontology annotation, biological process: protein localization to plasma membrane; actin cytoskeleton organization.
GUCCACUGCACAUGCUUUCUCGUUCACUCUGACACUCUCAGGGAUGAUGACGCCAAACAGAAGCAAUCUGUUUUGAACAUUGUAGGAGAGGAAAACUCAUGCUGUCUGUCUGUCACUGAUCAUCGUUUACAUGAAGAUAGAACAAGACUGGAUGAUCAGACAGCCUCAAGUCUGGUGUUUGUUGGUUGACUGGGGUUGGUAAGAAGACACCUUACUUUCAAGCACCCUGAUGGAGCUUCAAAGGGCUACCAGCAUGCCCGGACCCCUGUCCCCAGGACCUUUAUCUCCUGGACGCGUUUCUCCUGGGCAUCUCUCCCCUGAGCACCUGUCUCCAGGGCCAGGACCAUCAUACCAAGGCUCCGGUCCUGGACCCAGUUACGGCGCAGCUGCUUUUAACUAUAACCAGCUGGAGGGUCGAUUUAAGCAGCUGCAAGAUGAGCGCGAAGCUGUGCAGAAGAAGACCUUUACCAAAUGGGUGAACUCGCACCUGGCCCGAGUCUCCUGCCGCAUCACAGACCUCUACAUGGAUCUGAGGGAUGGCCGCAUGCUCAUUAAGCUCCUGGAGGUGCUGUCUGGAGAGAGACUGCCGAAGCCCACAAAAGGCCGUAUGAGAAUUCACUGUCUGGAGAACGUGGACAAAGCUCUGCAGUUCCUCAAAGAACAGCGUGUUCACCUCGAGAACAUGGGCUCUCAUGACAUUGUUGAUGGCAACCACCGCCUCACACUGGGCCUCAUCUGGACCAUCAUUCUGCGCUUCCAGAUUCAGGACAUUAGCGUGGAGACGGAAGACAGCAAGGAAAAGAAGUCUGCCAAGGAUGCACUGCUUCUCUGGUGUCAGAUGAAGACUGCAGGUUAUCCAAAUGUCAACAUUCACAAUUUCACCACGAGCUGGAGAGACGGCAUGGCCUUCAACGCCCUUAUUCACAAGCACAGGCCUGACCUGAUAGACUUUGACAAGCUGAAGAAAUCCAAUGCCCACUAUAAUUUGCAGAAUGCCUUUAACCUGGCUGAACAGCACUUGGGCCUCACAAAGCUGCUAGACCCUGAAGAUAUCAGCGUUGACCAUCCUGAUGAAAAGUCAAUCAUCACCUAUGUUGUCACUUACUAUCACUACUUCUCCAAGAUGAAGGCCCUGAAAGUGGAAGGCAAACGUAUUGGAAAGGUGCUAGAUAACGCUAUCGAGACCGAGAAGAUGAUUGAGAAGUACGAAUCCCUGGCCUCGGACCUGCUGGAGUGGAUUGAACAGACCAUCAUUAUCCUCAAUAAUCGCAAGUUUGCCAACUCUCUGGUUGGAGUGCAGCAGCAGCUUCAGGCCUUUAACACCUACAGAACAGUGGAGAAACCUCCUAAGUUUACAGAAAAAGGCAACCUGGAGGUCCUGCUGUUCACCAUUCAGAGCAAAAUGCGCGCCAACAAUCAGAAAGUCUACAUACCUCGAGAGGGAAAACUCAUAUCCGACAUCAACAAGGGAUGGGAGAGGUUGGAGAAGGCAGAGCAUGAGCGGGAACUGGCUCUGAGGACGGAGCUGAUUCGCCAGGAGAAGUUGGAGCAGCUCGCCCGCCGGUUCGACCGCAAGGCAGCGAUGAGGGAGACCUGGCUCAGCGAGAACCAGAGACUUGUCUCUCAGGACAACUUUGGUUUUGAUCUGCAAGCCGUGGAGGCGGCCACCAAGAAGCACGAAGCCAUCGAGACGGAUAUCGCUGCGUACGAGGAGCGUGUGCAGGUGGUAGUGGCUGUAGCCUCCGAGCUGGAGACCGAGAACUACCAUGACAUCAAACGCAUCACGGUCCGCAAAGACAAUGUUCUGCGGCUGUGGGACUACCUCUUGGAGCUCCUGAGAGCUCGACGCCAAAGACUGGAACUCAACCUGGGCCUGCAGAGAGUCUUCCAGGAGAUGCUCUACAUCAUGGACUGGAUGGAUGAGAUGAAGAUGCUGUUGUUGUCUCAGGACUAUGGAAAACAUCUGCUUGGUGUUGAGGACCUGCUACAGAAACACGCUCUGGUGGAGGCAGACAUUGCCAUACAGGCUGACCGUGUCAAAUCCGUCAACGCCAACGCUCAGAAGUUUGCUGACGAUUCUGAAGGCUAUAAGCCUUGUGACCCACAGGUGAUCCGUGACCGUGUGGCCCACAUGGAGUUCUGCUACCAGGAGCUGACACAGCUGGCAGCAGAGCGGUGCGCGCGUCUUGAAGAGUCACGUCGCCUCUGGAAAUUUUUCUGGGAGAUGGCUGAGGAGGAAGGCUGGAUCCGUGAGAAGGAGCAGAUUCUGUCAUCCGAUGACUGUGGAAAGGACCUGACAGGGGCACUGCGCCUGCUUAGCAAGCACAAGGCCUUUGAAGAUGAGAAGAGCGGGCGCGCCGGACACCUCCAGCAGACCGUGCACCAGGGCGAGGAGCUGGUAGCAGCUGGCCACUUCGGUGCAGACAAGAUCAGUCAGCGUAUCGCUGAUGUCCAGGGACAGUGGGUGGCACUGGAGCAGCUGUCAGCAGCACGCAAGGUCCGGCUUCAGGAGGCCUGUGCCCUGCACCAGUUCCAGGCUGACGCGGAUGACAUGGACGCCUGGAUGCUGGACGCGCUGCGCAUCGUGUCCAGCACUGACGUGGGGCAUGACGAGUUCUCGGCACAGGCAUUAGUUAAGAAGCACAAGGACGUAGCCGAAGAGAUUGCUAGCUAUAGACCAGUGCUGGAUGCCCUUCAUGAGCAGACCAAAGCGCUACCUGAAGAACAGGCACGCUUAGCAGAUGCCAGUGGACGUCUAUCAGGCAUCGAGGAACGAUAUAAGGAGGUGGUUGAACUGACCAGGCUGAGAAAGCAGGCACUGCAGGACGCACUGGCAUUGUACAAGAUGUUGAGCGAGGCAGAUGCCUGUGAGUUGUGGAUCGACGAAAAGGAGCAAUGGUUGAAUGGAAUGGAAAUCCCAGAGAAACUGGAGGAUUUGGAGGUGAUUCAGCACAGAUUUGAGAGUCUGGAGCCAGAGAUUAACAGCCAGGCUUCUCGGGUGGCUGUAGUGAACCAGAUUGCCCGCCAGCUUAUCCACAGUGGGCACCCGAGUGAGAAAGAGAUCAAAGCCCAGCAGGACAAGCUCAACACCAGGUGGAGCCAGUAUCGUGAUCUGGUAGAUCGGAAGAAGGAUGCUCUGAACUCAGCUCUGGGAGUGCAAAACUACUACCUUGAAUGCAAUGAGACCAAAUCCUGGAUUCGCGAAAAGACCAAGGUGAUCGAGUCCACACAGGAUCUGGGCAACGAUCUGGCUGGCGUCAUGGCACUUCAGCGCAAGCUGACUGGCAUGGAGCGAGACCUAGUUGCUAUCGAGGAUAAACUGGGUGAUCUGGGGAAGGAAGCUGACCGAUUGGCCGAAGAGCAUCCAGACCAGGCUCCUGGCAUCAAGGGCCAUUUGGGGGAGAUCAAAGACGUGUGGGAGGAGAUGAAGGGAACCAUGCAUGCUCGAGAAGAGUCCCUGGGUGAAGCCAGCAAGCUCCAGCAGUUCCUCAGGGAGCUGGAUGACUUCCAGGUGUGGCUGUCACGUACCCAGACUGCUGUGGCUUCAGAGGACAUGCCCAACACUCUGACCGAGGCUGAAAAGCUUUUGGCGCAGCAUGAGGGAAUCAAAAACGAGAUUCGUAACUACAAGGACGACUACCAGAAGAUGCGCGACAUGGGCGAGACCGUGACCCGGGGCCAGACGGAUGCCCAGUACAUGUUCCUGAGUCAGAGGCUGCAAGCGCUGGAUACUGGCUGGAACGAGCUCCAGAAGAUGUGGGAGAACAGACAGAAACAUCUGUCGCAGUCUCAUGCCUACCAGCUCUUCCUCCGGGAUACCAAGCAGGCCGAGGCUUUCUUGAACAAUCAGGAAUAUGUAUUGGCCCACACGGAGAUGCCAGCUACCCUUGAAGGAGCAGAAGGGGCCAUCAAGAAGCAGGAGGACUUCAUGACUACUAUGGACGCCAACGAGGAAAAGAUUAAUGGCGUGGUGGAGACGGGCCGCAGGCUGGUCAGUGACGGGAACAUUAGCGCUGAACGUAUCCAAGAGAAAGUGAUGUCUAUUGAGGAAAGGCAUAAGAAGAAUCGUGAGGCAGCCAGUGAGCUUCUCACAAAGCUGAAAGACAACAGAGAUCUCCAGAGGUUCCUCCAGGACUGUCAGGAGUUGUCCCUGUGGAUCAGCGAGAAGAUGUUAACAGCACAGGACAUGUCCUAUGAUGAAGCACGCAACCUGCACAGCAAGUGGCUCAAACACCAGGCCUUCAUGGCAGAACUGCAGUCCAACAAAGAGUGGCUGGAGAAAAUUCAGAAGGAUGGCACAGCACUGGUGGCUGAGAAGCCAGAGACUGAGGUGGUGGUAAAGGAGAAACUGGAGUCUCUGAAGAAGACGUGGGAUGAGCUGGAGUCAACAACCCAGACCAAGGCCCAGUGCCUGUUUGACGCCAACAAGGCUGAGCUGUUCACACAGAGCUGUGCUGACCUGGAUAAGUGGCUCUCUGGCCUUGAAGGUCAGAUACAGUCAGAUGACUUCGGCAAAGACCUGACCAGUGUCAACAUCUUGUUGAAGAAACAGCAGAUGCUAGAAAGCCAGGUGGAAGUGCGGCAGAAGGAGGUGGAGGAGCUGCGUACACAAGCCCAAGCACUCAGCCAGGAGGGCAAAGGGUCAGACGAGGUGGACGGCCUGCGCUGUGGCGUGGAGAAGAAGUUCCACGAGCUGCAGGAGCCACUGAAGAAACGGCGGAGCAACUUGAUGGCCUCGCGCGAGAUCCACCAAUUCAACCGCGAUGUGGAGGAUGAGAUUCUCUGGGUUGAGGAGAGAAUGCCAAUGGCCACAUCUACAGAACAUGGCAAUAAUUUACAAACUGUUCAGCUGCUCAUUAAGAAGAACCAGACCCUUCAGAAGGAGAUCCAGGGUCACCAGCCACGUUAUGAUGACAUUUUUGAGAGGAGCACGCACAUCCUGAAGGAAAACAGUCCUGUCAGUGCAACAAUCCGCCAGCGGUUAGACGAGCUAAAGCGACUCUGGCGCUUGAUCCAGGAGGAAGUAGAAAAACGGCACAGACGCCUCGAGGAAGCACACAAAGCCCAGCAAUACUACUUUGAUGCAGCAGAGGCUGAGGCCUGGAUGAGCGAGCAGGAGCUGUACAUGAUGUCAGAAGAAAAGGCAAAGGAUGAGCAGAGCUCUGUGGCGAUGCUAAAGAAACACCAGAUCCUGGAGCAGGCAGUGGAGGACUACGCUGAGACUGUGCACCAACUCUCUCAAACCAGCAGGGCCUUAGUGGCUGCCGGACACCCAGAGAGUGAGAGAAUCAGCAUGCGACAGUCUCAAGUGGAUAAGCUGUAUGCUGGUCUGAAGGACCUGUCUGAAGAAAGACGUGGAAAGCUUGACGAGAGAUCCUGCCUGUUCCAGCUGAACCGUGAGGUGGAUGAUUUAGAGCAGUGGAUUGCGGAGAGGGAGGUGGUGGCGGGUUCUCAUGAGCUUGGCCAGGAUUACGAGCAUGUCACUAUGCUACAGGAGCGUUUCCGAGAGUUUGCCCGUGACACAGGCAACAUCGGCCAGGAGCGUGCUGACGCAGUCAACAAAAUGGCAGACGAACUGAUCAAUUCGGGUCACGCAGACGCCGCCACCAUCGCCGAGUGGAAGGAUGGGCUCAACGAGGCUUGGGCUGACCUGCUGGAGUUGAUCGACACUCGCACGCAGAUCCUGGCUGCCUCCUAUGAGCUGCACAAGUUCUACCAUGAUGCCAAGGAGGUGCUUGGACGUAUCCUAGACAAAAACAAGAAGCUCCCAGAAGAGCUGGGCAGAGACCAGAACACCGUCGAGGCACUGCAGAGAAUGCACACCACCUUUGAACACGACAUACAGGCUUUGGGAACGCAGGUUAAGCAGCUGCAGGAGGAUGCAGCCCGUUUGCAGUCAGCCUACGCAGGAGAUAAGGCUGAGGAUAUCCAGAGGCGUGAGGCAGAGGUCCUGGAGGCCUGGCGUUCUCUGCUGGAAGCGUGCGACGGACGCCGUGUGCGUCUAAUCGACACUAACGACAAAUUCCGCUUCUUUAGCAUGGUGCGUGAUCUGCUGCUUUGGAUGGAGGAUGUCAUCCGGCUCAUUGAUGCGCAGGAGAAACCAAGGGACGUUUCAUCCGUGGAGCUUUUAAUGAACAAUCACCAAGGCAUCAAGGCUGAGAUCGAUGCUCGCAAUGACAGCUUCACCUCCUGCGUCGAGUUGGGAAAAACUCUACUUUCACGAAAACACUACGCUUCUGAAGAGAUCAAAGAAAGGUUACUCCAGCUAACAGACAAGAGGAAAGAGAUGAUUGACAAGUGGGAGGACCGAUGGGAAUGGCUGCGAUUGGUUCUGGAGGUGCAUCAGUUCUCACGGGAUGCGGGUGUGGCUGAGGCGUGGCUGCUGGGCCAGGAGCCAUACCUGUCCAGUCGAGAGGUGGGUCAGAGUGUGGAUGAGGUGGAGAAGCUCAUCAAGAGGCAUGAGGCUUUCGAGAAGUCGGCUGCCACUUGGGAGGAGCGUUUUGCCGCUCUGGAGAGACUUACCACGAUGGAAUUACUGGAAGUGAGAAGACAGCAAGAGGAAGAGGAAAGGAAGAGACAGGCCCAACCUGUAGAAGCUCCGCCUACUGAGACAGCAUCACCACAGCAGAGAGAGAGUGAACAGGUAUCUCAGAAUGGGCCGCCACCAGAGCAGGACUCUCCCCGGGAGGACACAGGAGGAAGUGAUGUCGUUAAUGGGGUGGCAGAGUCCAGUCCAGGCUCCUCCCCAACAGGAAGCCGCAAGAGGAAACCGGGUCAAGCUGCGACACUACCAACCAAGUCCCAGGAUACAGCUGCACCACAGAUCGAGGGCUUCCUGAACCGCAAGCAUGAGUGGGAGGGACACAACAAGAAAGCAUCCAAUAGAUCUUGGCACAAUGUCUACUGUGUGAUUAAUAACCAAGAGCUGGGCUUUUACAAAGACAGCAAAAGUGCUAGUCAGGGAAUCCCAUACCAUGGCGAAGUUCCCAUUAGUCUGAAGGAAUCCACAUGCGAGGUUGCCCUUGACUACAAGAAGAAGAAACAUGUUUUCAAACUCAAAAUUUCGAAUGGGAAUGAGUAUCUCUUCCAAGCCAAAGAUGAUGAGGAGAUGAACUCAUGGAUCCAGGCGAUCUCAUGCAAGACACCCUCGGAGAUCAGCAGCCAUAGCACUCCUGCCUCAGCACGCACCCAAACCCUGCCCACCUCUGGAAGCAUGGGUGCCGAGUCCAGCCCUGGCAAGAAGGAGAAAGACAAAGAGAAGCGCUUCAGCCUCUUCAAGAAGAAAUAGAUUUUUCCUAGCAGUUUUAUUUUAAUUUGUUUGAUUUUCAUCCUCUUCCUGAUGCGGAACACCACGCAAAAGCUCAGAGACAAAAGUCCACACUUGGUGCCUGAGGCUCCUCUGAGUAGACUUUUUUUGUUUUGUCUUGUUUUGUUCACCCACCCAUUUUUGGUUUAAAAGGAAGGAGCUGGAGAAUAUUUUAGGAUUCUUAGGUUAUGAGGUGCUUUGAGCAGUCAUUUGUAAAUCAUUCUUGAGUCUCAGAGACAAUUUAUUAUAAUUAAUAAGAUUUCUUUCCAUGUAUCAUCUCUUCUUUCUUUGGACUUGCUUUAGUGCAAUUAUGUCUUGCUAGGUUUUUUUCCCCCCUCUCUCUCGUUUUGUAAAUGCGUGAUGUAUGUAGGAUCUGCCCUCAGUUUUGUGAGGUGUUUACUGAUGGAGGGCAGUGGUGCUUUAGACUCCGUUGAGUUGUUAACCUGCUGGUGAAUUUACAUUACUAAUAAAAGCAUUAGUCAUUAUAAGUUUCCUUAAAAGGCAGUCUCUAAUAAAGAGCUUAUUAUGAAGCAAAUGCGUCUCAAUGCAAACCCACAAAAUCGUGGCUAAUAUUUGCUUUUGCUGAAAUGUUUGAUAUGUUAAUGAUACGUGAAUGGUCAGAAUGUUGGCUACGUAUGAAGGAAUACUUUUAUCAAGGAUAAAAAACUUUUUUAAAAAUAGUUUUUUCUUCUUGUACUUGAGUUGCAAUAUAUUGUAUGUUUAAAGAUUAUUUAGAGUAAAAUAUGAAAAUAGAUGUACUGUAACUCCUAAAAAGCGUCAUUUGUUAAGUAUAGAAAUGGAUUGUGUUAUUUCUGGGGGAGGAAAAAAAAAAAAGAAAUCAUAUGACUGAAAAAACAGCCGCUUGCUUGUUGGCUAUAGCACCAUGUGUUCUCAUUUUGCUACUUUCUCUGGCUACCUGAUAAAUAGUGCGCAAUCUGUCAGUGUAACUAUUGUAACAAUACCUUCAUCGUUAUUGCACAAUCAGAAUAAUGCCAUAUUGCCUCUGGGGCUUGCUGGUUCUCAUGUAAAAUGUGGACCCAGACCUCAUGUGGAUGGAUCUACACCUGUAGCCUUUUAGCCUAUCUGUUAUAAAUAUGUGCAAAGUCAUUAAAAAUGCUUUUGAAAUUAAAA